Molecule: messenger RNA, 1337 nt
Organism: Alligator sinensis (Chinese alligator)
Lineage: Eukaryota; Metazoa; Chordata; Crocodylia; Alligatoridae
Product: RING finger protein 148-like
Exons: 1
Coding region: 175-1233 (352 amino acids)
Source: RefSeq, a predicted model, not a curated record
CCCAUCUUGCUUAUAUGAAACUCCAGGAAGUUAUCAAAGAGCAGGGGACAGAGGGAACUUGUCCUGUCUGUAUAGACUUCUAAUGUUUUACUCUCUUCAGUUUCUCACAGUUACCAGAGUCUGGUCAUUUUUUCAUUGUUUUAUUGGAAUUGGAAUUGUUUGGCUGGGAGAGGAAUGAAGUUGGUUAGGACCGAUGCAUGGAGAAGAGAGACCAAAUCUUCCUUGAGUCUGUGUCUUGGUGUCUUUCUGGUGCUUAGCCUGCCUGGUUCUCAAGCCACUGUCUUUUGGGUUGCCCACCUAAACAUUUCAUUUCAAUUAGGGAAUAAGACAGUUUGGGAACUAUCAGACAAUGGAGUAUUUGGAAGAAAUUCGCCACUGAAGAAGGUAUCUGGAGUAGUGGUGCCACCAGAGGGACCAAACCAAAAUGCCUGCAGCCCCUUCACAAGCUUCAAUAAGCCUAUCAGUGCAGAGACCUGGAUAGCACUCAUUAUGAGGGGCCAUUGCACCUUCACAAACAAAAUAAAAGUGGCAGCAGGGAAGGGAGCAGUUGGUGUGAUCAUCUACAACUAUCCAGGGACAGGUAAUGGAAUGUUUCCUAUGAUUUCUCUGGGUGCAGAAGAUAUUGUUGCAGUUAUGAUUGGCAGCUUGAAAGGCCUGGACAUCAUACGCCUGAUUCAGAAUGGCGUCAGAGUAAUGGUAGAAAUAGAAGUAGGGAAACACUAUGGCUCCUGGUUCAAUCAUUAUUUGGGAUCCCUUGUCAUCUGUACAGUGGUCACAGUUGCCUAUCUUACCUUUUGCUGUGCUGGACGACUGAGAGCAGCAAGAACUCGGAUCCAGAGAUGUCAACAAUUGAGAGAUGUCAAGAAAGCUAUUGGUAGUCUUGAGCUUCGCAUAUUAAAAGAGAGUGAUAAGGAAGCUGAUUCAGACGGAGAGAGCUGUGUUGUGUGUUUAGAAGCAUACAAGUCCAAAGAUGUUGUGCGCGUUUUGCAGUGCAGCCAUUUUUUCCAUGAGAAGUGCAUUGAUCCCUGGCUCCUACAGCACAGGACAUGCCCAGUCUGCAAAUGCGAUAUUCUCCAAACUAAAGUAAUGGAGGCGCCUGUUAAAAAUGAAGCGGAGCCUUUUUCAGCUGUAUUACCAAAUGAAGCUCCCAACAACACUUCGCUUAACGAAGAGGAUAACCAUAAUGAAUAUGUGCUAGUACGAGGUACAGAGAGACCAUCUGUAGAUGAAUAACUUUAAAAGCUGACAGUCAAACCCUUUUCUCAACCAUUCAUGUCUGCUCCGAUGUGAACACCCAGAGUGUAAAAUGUUAAAAUGAAACUUGUAUUCCUUAAAUA